Molecule: messenger RNA, 2196 nt
Organism: Dendronephthya gigantea
Lineage: Eukaryota; Metazoa; Cnidaria; Anthozoa; Malacalcyonacea; Nephtheidae
Exons: 1
Coding region: 1-2196 (731 amino acids)
Source: RefSeq, a predicted model, not a curated record
AUGAAAACAGUAGCCCAACACGAACUCGAUAAUCAACUAGACGAAGCCAAGCAGAAAAUCAUCCAGUCAUUGGUCAUGUUUCAAAAAGAAGGAAGCGGUUGGAUAUUAGACGAGAUCCUUCAUCUUGACCUGAGCAUCGCUCAGUAUUCUCCAGUUAAAGGAUCCAGUUAUAUCCCUCUACCCAGCAAGCUAAAGACUAAGAAAGCUAUCAUAAACGUGAAGAAUUCUGAUAACAAAUGUUUCAUGUGGUCUAUCCUCGCCGCUCUACACCCAGUGAAACAGAAUGCGGAAAGAUUGCAUCAUUAUCAACAGUUUCAAGAUGAAUUAGAUUUGGCUGGUAUUGAGUUUCCUGUUACUGUUGACAAGAUUGAAAAAUUUGAGCGUCAGAACAAUAUUUCUGUGAACGUGCUUGGCUUUGAGGAUGUACUCUUUCCCAUCUACAUCACAAAGGAACACUUUGAUACCCACGUAAACCUAUUACUAUACUCCCAGGGAACAACUAGACAUUACUGCCGCAUCAAAGAUCUGAAUAAAUUACUCUACAGCCAAAACCGGAAAAAGGCUCGUAUGUAUUACUGUCGUUACUGUCUUCAUGGAUUUAUCCGAGACGAUCUCCUCCAAGAACACGAACCCCAUUGCUCUCAACACGGUCCACAACGUAUUGAACUCCCGAAUGAAGAUAAUGCUCAACUGUCCUUUAAAGACUACCACAAGCAGUUGAAAGUGCCCUUUGCAAUCUACGCCGACUUCGAAAGUUUUACCACCAAGAUCAACUUAGUUAAGCAAAAUCCUGAAAAAUCCUUCACUGAAAAAUACCAACACCACCAACCUUGUGGAUUUUCCUACAUUGUUGUAUCCGACCAUGCGAAGUACUCCGAACCACCCGUUGUGUAUCGCGGAGAAGAUGCAGUCGACGAAUUUUUAAAGUGUUUAGAAGAAGAGCAGAAAUAUAUUCAAGAGAAACUGGAUUGGGUCGAACCCAUGCGAAUUGAGAGAGAAGAAGAGCAAGCGUUUCAAGAUGCAGUCCAUUGUCAUAUUUGUGGAUAUGAAUUGGGUUCUGAUCGUGUUCGCGACCACUGUCAUGUUUCAGGAAAGUACCGUGGGGCUGCACACAACGAUUGCAAUUUGAACUAUAGUUUUACCGGCCGAAUUCCUGUUAUUCUUCACAAUCUACGUGGGUAUGAUUCUCAUCUCAUCAUGCAAGGACUCGGUAAACUCAAAGAGAAGAAGAUCAACUGCAUUCCAAACAACACCGAAAAGUACAUCUCCUUCUCCAUCGAUAAUUUGGAUUAUAUCGACUCCCUACAAUUCAUGAAUGCAUCGUUGGAGAAGUUAGUAUCCAAUCUAGCAAAGGACGGCGUUGAAAAGUUCCCCAUUCUCAAGAAAUACAUCGACAGCGACAAAAUAUCCCUUCUGCUAAGAAAAGGUGUCUACCCCUACGACUACAUGGACUGCAUAGAGAGAUUUGAAAAACCAAUCUUACCACCGAAGGAAUCCUUCUACAAUGUGUUGAACGACGAACAUAUUUCAGACGAAGAUUACGCACACGCGACGAAUGUAUUUAACAAGUUUUCCUGUCGGAACAUGGGUGAUUACCAUGAUUUGUACUUGACGUCGGACGUUCUUCUCCUUGCGGAUGUGUUUGAAAAUUUUCGAAGCGUAUGCCUCAAAGCCUACAACUUGGAUCCCUGCCACUUCUAUACAAGUCCUGGUCUAGCCUGGCAAGCGUGUUUGAAAAUGACUGAAGUCGAACUCGAGCUGCUGACCGAUCCAGACAUGUAUCUAUUCAUCGAAGAAGGUCUUCGCGGUGGAAUUUCAAUGAUUAGCAACCGUUAUGGUAAAGCUAACAAUCCAUACAUACCCGAUUAUGACCCAGAAAAAGAGACUUCUUACGUGAUGUAUCUUGAUGCUAACAACCUCUACGGCUGGGCAAUGUCACAACCUCUACCCACGGGUGAGUUUGACUGGCUAACCGACCAAGAGAUCGCAGAACUUGACAUCACAGACGUUGCUGACGAUGACGAAAAAGGCUACAUAUUGGAAGUAGACCUUCACUAUCCCUCCGAUUUACACGAUCUUCACAACGAUUAUCCUCUAGCACCUGAGAAAAUGAAGAUUCUUCAGAAAUGUUGUCACCAUACUGCCAGGAUCUGUCGGAAAGUUUGCAACUUCGUGGUGGCGCUGUAUCUAAAUUGA